AAGUGUUAUUGGUUACGCGAAGGAGGGUCGUACGUACAUACCAUACGAUACAAAUCAUAAUCGUCUUGUUUGUAUUAUUUUACGGAUGACUUCAUAUCCUGUUAUUGUGGUAUACUGCCGGUUGUGAUGUGUCAUAUAUUGUAGAUAACGUGACCAUAUCCUGUAGUUCAAGAAUAUUUUAAUACAAAAUAAAGGUAUCCAGACUGAACUCCGGUCAUGGCGGAAGCAGUGAAAGUAAUUGUAAGAUGUCGGCCAUUAAACGCCCGUGAAAUUGGGCUUAAGUGCAAAACAGUUGUAGUGAUGGAUGGUAAGAGAGGCUAUUGUGAACUGCUUAAGCCAGGUGGCAAUGACCCUCCCAAAAGUUUCACAUUCGAUGGAGCAUAUUUUACAGAAUCAACGACUGAACAGAUAUAUGCUGAUAUAGCUUAUCCUUUGGUUGAUGGUGUUUUAGAAGGCUACAAUGGAACCAUCUUUGCAUAUGGUCAGACAGGAUGUGGCAAAUCCUUCAGCAUGCAAGGCAUCACAGACCCACCAACUCAGCGUGGAAUCAUCCCCAGAGCCUUCGAGCACAUCUUUGAGAACAUCCAAGUCACUGAAAACGUCAAGUACUUAGUAAGGGCCUCAUAUCUAGAAAUUUAUAAUGAGGAGAUCCGAGACCUCCUAGGAAAGGACUCUAAGCUUAAACUGGACUUAAAAGAACAUCCAGAUAAGGGAGUCUAUGUUAAAGAUUUAUCAAUGCACACUGUUCAAAAUGUGAGGGCGUGUGAGAAGGUGAUGGAGAUGGGAUGGAAGAAUCGAUCUACCGGAGCCACUCUGAUGAAUGCGGACUCAUCAAGGUCGCACUCCAUCUUCACCAUUCAUGUUGAGAUGUGCGAAACAGACGACGGUGGGGAGGACCAUCUGCGUGCCGGCAAACUGAACCUCGUUGAUUUGGCUGGAAGUGAACGACAAGGAAAAACAGGUGCGACUGGUGAAAGGCUCAAGGAGGCAACCAAGAUUAACCUCUCCUUGUCUGCUUUGGGUAAUGUGAUCUCGGCACUAGUGGACGGGAAGUCCAAACACAUCCCAUACAGAGACUCAAAACUCACCAGAUUACUCCAGGAUUCACUUGGUGGCAAUACAAAAACUUUAAUGGUUGCCUGUCUCUCUCCGGCGGACAACAACUACGAUGAAACCUUGAGCACGCUCCGUUACGCUAACCGUGCAAAGAACAUCAAGAAUAAGCCGAAGAUCAACGAAGACCCGAAGGAUGCCUUGUUACGUGAAUACCAGGAGGAGAUUAAGAAACUUAAGGAGAUGUUGUCUGGCAAGAUUCCUGUUACUGCAGGAACCGCAGCUGCACCAGCUGCUCCACAAGCAGUACCACCAGCUGUUGUUGAUGAGGCUGCUCUUGAAUCUGAGAGAGAACGAAUAAGACAAGAAUAUGAGGAUAGGAUUCAAGACAUGAAAAAGCAGUAUGAAGAAGAACAGUCAAGUAAAGCAAAGCUACAGGUUGAUAUUGAUCAACUGAAGCAAUUCUAUGAGGAAAAGUUGGCUCAAGUUGAUCAGCCAAGAUCCCAGCCAGUUGUUGCAGCAGAUGUACAUGUUGCUCCGACAUCAUCUGAAACUCAAGAUGUUCAUUCACAGCAGGUAGCUGUAAGUGCAGGUGGAGUGGCACACCCGGGAAUCACAUCCCAGGUGGCUUCAUCUGAUAUACAACAGGUGUCAGUAACAGCUGCAGCCAAGGCGUCCAGUGCAAUAAAAAUACCCCAGGAACCAAGUAAUGGUGCAAUACACAUUCAAACCUCAGACUUUGAUGAAGGCCCUUCAGCACCAGCAUCCUCACCCAAGGCCACAGAAGCCCCAAUUAUACCAGUCUUGGACCAAGAAGAGGCUAUGAAAAGGAUUCAAAUGCUAGAGCGGUCUAUGGUUGGAGGAGAGCGUGCAAAUGAUGAAAAUCUAAAGCAGAAACGUAGAAAGAAGUUGAAACAUGCUGAAGUACGCAAACUGCAGCUUGCUAAGGCUAUUGCUAAGAUGGAUGAUGAUGGCAUUAUGCUAAAUAUAUAUAGCAACAUUGAAGACCAACUGAGAGCUAAGAAUGAACAGCUAGAGGGCAUGAAAGAAAAGAUACGUGCCGCUGAGUGCGAAAUCAGUGACCUGAACAGUGAAUUUGAAUUUGAGCGCAUCGAUUAUUUAGACACGAUUCGAAAGCAAGAGAAGCAAGUAAAGUUGUUACAGCAGAUCUUAGACAAAGUUCACCCGUGUCUACGCCGAGACUGCAAUUAUUACAAUAUGGAUAAGGUUAAGGCAGGCUCUACUUGGGACGAAGAAAGUGGCCAAUGGAAAAUUCCAGAAUUAACAAUCACUAAAGAUAAACUGCCAACAGCAGGUAUCAUGCCUGGUGGGCGCCAGCCUAUGGCUCGUGGUGGAAUGGUUAACGGCCGUGAUCGGUCUCCAGGCAAGUACCACCCAGUCGAGGCCACAAACGGACCACAUAAUCACUAUGAUGACGAAAACGAAGACCGCUUUAGACAAAAACUAAAUCAAGCGAGUCACGAUGCAGCACUUGAUUAUUUCAAGCCAAAACGAGCCAAUCAUCUCCUAGGUAACACAGCCUCUGUGCCCAAUGAUCCAGUACCAAUAGGGAGUCAGUUGCUUAGCAGAUCUUCAAGACCAUCAGCAACACCUCAUGCCCAGAUCAACGGUCCAUCAGACCCACUGAUGCGCCGUCCAAUGCGCCUGGAGGCGUUACCUCUUUCCAAAGGGAAGAAGAAGAAAAAGUCUCCAAAUUCUCUUGAACCACUCUGAUUGUGUGAAAAGUUAAUAAUUAUUAAUUAAUUUUUCAUACACAAUCUGGAACGAUGUACUCACAGCUGGUAUUGAGUACUGUAUAUGCUUGUGUAUAAGGCGAUCUACGUAUAAGAUGACCCCUGACUUUGAGAAGAUUUUUAGACAAUAUUUGUAUGUCAGGCAUAUGAGAUGACCUCUCCCCUUUCACCUUCAGAAUUCCUACCUUUUGCUGGUAUUUACGGUCUUGAUACUGCAUCAAGCUGGCUAAAAACUGAGCCAAAUGCAGUGGUAAUCUUCCAAAUGAUACCAUUUUAUGAGUUUUUAAAUGUUCAUCAAAAUCUUAUUUUUCGGUAUUUAAAAUUGCGCUCAUUCAUACUAUUAUUUAGUAGUAAAUUUGCGUGUUAAGGACGAUCCGCACAUAAGAUAAUUAUUUUAAGCCUCAUUUUAUACGCGAGUAUAUACAGUAUGUAUUCUAGUUCACAUCUUCAGGGUAGGCCUCUGUAUUUUUCCUACAACCUGAUUAUAUAUAAGAUUUUGAAACUUUUUAGUUGGACUUUAGUUUGCUGGCUAUCAUAUUAUUGUUUAAUAUCUUUUAGCACUUUUUAUAUUCAUUUGUAUAAUUCUACAAAACAGCAAUUUUUGAACGUCAGUCAAAAUGUAAAUUAUACUGCAUCAUGCACCAGUUGUAGCACUAGAGAUUUCCCGAUGAGACAUCCAUGGUCUAUACUGUGAAACGCUCUCUAUGGCUUUUUAAAUGAUAGAGUACUUGAGGUUAAAAGACUCUUGUCGCCAACGGUGUCUAUUGAUGCUGUUGAAUAGGAGAAUAACCUAUUCAAAAAGAUUUUUUAAAAUUCUGACUUACAAAGUUGGUUAUCUUACUCUUACAGAGGCAUUCCAAUUACUGUACUUUAUUUCUGCUUAACUAAUACUUGUCCUGAACACUCCACCUAUGAAUGUACUUUAACAUUCUGCAUCAAGUAUUCGUGAUUUGAAAUUUAGAUAAGAUGGCUGCUUGCUUCUGCCAUGUAUAAUUAAAUAAUAAUCUUCAACAUACUUGGUAAUUUAACUAAAUACACGAUUUUGUAAGUGUUAAAUUAUUAUUAGCAAUUAAUUGGUACCACCUUAAAAGAAGCUUCACUCCAGAGGAGAAAUAUGACCUACUGUAGGCAGAUCGACUUUCUUUGAUUGUACUUGGCCAGAGUUGACAUAGACACGUACACUAUUUUCAUUGUUUUAAGCCUAUAAAAUAUCAGUGUAUGUGCUAUGUAUUGACUAUGUCUGUGCAAACAUAAGCGAUAUAUUCUGUGUAUAAUAUAAAUAGAUAUAUAUGUAUAUUGAAUUGAGAUAAAUAUAAUAGAUAUAUAUUGUAUAUUUCUGUGCCCACAUGUAUCUUGAUUUCAACAAACCAAACACUUUUUUUAUGCAAUGUUUUGUAAUAUUUAUUUUGUUUUGUAGUGCAUUGAUUGGCUUUAUAUAUUCCGUCCACCUCUCCUAAUGUUGAGUAAUUUAGGAAUAUUUUUGGUUGUGAUGUGAUAGUUGAGUUGAAUCAUGCGAAUAAUUCCUCUGUUAGUUGUAACUGCCAUAUAAUGUGAGAUUAAAAGCAUAACAGGUUUUGCAUGUUACUCAUCUGCCACUACAGUAGCAAUUCAUAAACUUUUGGUUCAACCUAAACAGAGAAUGUGAAAUAUAAAAUGUAGAGAUUUUAAGGUGAAUAACAACAUAUAACAUGAGAUUAAAAUACGUAAUGUGAGAUUAAAAGUUACAAUAUGAGAUUGAUAUUCUUGAAAUAUGAGUUUAGUUUCAUCCAUUGUAUGUGAGGUUCGUAAUGUGAAGGUUAAUUCAGACAGUGUAAGGUAAACAUAUAAUGCGAGACACAUAAUGUGAUAUUAAAAAUAUGCAACGCGAGAUUGAAACUAAGGUUUACAACAAGUAACAUAAGAUACGAAAGUACAAGGGUAAACGCAUAACAUGAUUUAACCUUUUAUUAUGUGGAAAUAAUAUGGGGAAACAAGUUCAAAUUGAGUUAGUAAGAUUCAGUAUGAUGUUAGCUGGGUAAUACAAUACACAAAUCUAAAUAUAGCACAUGUCAAGUUAUGCGAUACUUAUUUUUGGCUUAUAUGUAGUAAUUAAUGAGUCCUGUGGUUGUUGUAUAAAUUUGUAUUGAUGUUAAUUACAAAUUUAAUAAAUCUACAAACUAUAUUAGGCAAAAAUAUUUGGUAGGUGAUGGUAACAAUAGAAUGACAGUGUAACAAUGCUUGAUGUAAUGCAUGUCAUGAUGUUGCAUAAAUCUCACUAAUCGAAAGCUUGUCAAUAUGUGAUUAACUUCCAGUAAUGCAUUCAUUGAUGCGAUACUCUCGUCAUUAACUUUGUAAUUCUGUAUUUAUUGGGUAAACGCUUUCUAUGUAACAUAAUGUUACAGGAGGUAUAUGUGUUCCUAACAACCUGUGUAUAAUGGUAGGCCUAUGUGUUCUGUAACAGGUCUAUUUGGUGUAACUAAUAAAAGCUAAUGACUUUGUUAUUAAAAGACGUAUGUGUUCCUAUAACUAUCAAAGCAGUUCAUUACUUAAUAUGUGCAAUAGAUAUCGUGUGUCAUUGAUUUUAACUGGAAUAAGAAAACUAUACUGUACUGUUUGUUAAAAGGUAGCAUUAUUUAUAUUUGUUUUGUGAAAGUAGUAACAUAAUUCAAGAACAUUUAUCUAGAUCAAAAUGACUGGAUGUUUUAGAUGAAUAUUGAAAGGAUAAAUGUUAUAUCACAGUAUCAAUUUAUUGUUUUAAUAAUAGUUAAUUAAUUUAUGCAUGUAACUGGAAAAUAUGCUCAGAUGGAGAUGCCAAAAAGAUAAUAUGUUUGCAUAAAUUUGUGACGUAGAUAAGGGAUAAAGGCAUUGGAUUUGCAAGUGAUCACAAUAGUUUUUGUUUUGGAAAGCACCAUGCAGUAUUUUGUUGUUAUUUUAUAGUUAGUUGUCCUAUAUUAUGAUUUCUCUUUUUUUUUACACCUAGUACUUAUAGUUUAAUAAUUCCGUCGAUUGUUUCUUUCAUCACAAUGUUGAUUGCAAUAAAGUUGCACACCUUAUUGACUACAUUAACGUUUCUGUGAAGAAAUAUACAUUAUUUUCAUAUUAAAAUUUUGUGUAGUGUUGUAUUUUUGGAUUUUAAUCCGAUGGUAUAGUUUGGCAGCUACAUAUCGCAUACAGUAUAUACCUCGUAAACUAUUAAAGCCAUUAUGAAAACA
Molecule: messenger RNA, 5998 nt
Organism: Anneissia japonica
Lineage: Eukaryota; Metazoa; Echinodermata; Crinoidea; Comatulida; Comatulidae
Product: kinesin-like protein KIF17
Exons: 14
Coding region: 217-2787 (856 amino acids)
Biological process (GO): microtubule-based movement
Molecular function (GO): microtubule motor activity; microtubule binding; ATP binding
Source: RefSeq, a predicted model, not a curated record